CUCAAAAUAAAAAAUUCAGAAAUUCUCAACAGGUUUUACUGUAUUCUAAAUUCCAUUACACGUUAAUGUCAUUUCACAGGUUUUAGCUGUCACUACACAAGCAAAGAAUAUCAGAUGGAGGAGACAAACAGGCAGACGAACUCAACCUCAACGAACGGUGAUGGGGCUUGCCACGUCAUCAAGAUGCCUGAGGUGAGCAAGGAUCGGGUGGCCCUGAUGCACCGGAAGAUGUCCGAGCCGCCGCGUCUGCUGAGCCCGGCCGCAGGGAAACACUCCUGCUGCAUCUUCCGUGUCCCGCAGAGCCUCGUCGACGUCAACGGCAAGGUCUACUCCCCUCACAUCGUCUCCGUCGGGCCCUACCGCCGCGGCGAGCCUCAGCUCAAGAUGAUCGAAGAGCACAAAUGGCGGUAUCUCGGCAAUCUUCUCUCCCGAACGCAGCAAUUCAAUGGGUUGAAACUCGAGGACCUGAUGAAAUCCAUGGCGGAAAUCGAGGAUCGCGCAAGAGAGAGUUACUCCGAGGUGAUUUGCCUUACGAGCGAUGAAUUCGUCGAGAUGAUGGUUCUGGACGGCUGCUUCGUGAUCGAAUUGUUCAGAAAGGCCGCGAAUCUGGUCCGGUUCGAAUCGGACGAUCCGAUUCUGACCAUGGCGUGGAUCAUCCCCUUCUUCUACCGCGAUUUCCUCCGCCUCGAGAACCAGAUCCCGUUCUUCGUCCUCGAGAAGCUUUUCAGUCUGACGAAAUCGCCGGCGGAGGAGAAAUCCCCAAAUCCGCCGACACUCUCCAUCCUCGCUCUGCAAUUCUUCAACAACGCGAUGCAGAGACCGGACGUCGUGAUCGAGAAACAUCGCGAUCUGAAAGCAAAGCAUCUGCUAGAUCUGGUGAGGCUAAGCCUAAUUCCGCCGAGCCAUCCGGAGCCGAACCGGAGGAAAAACACUCCGACGCACAUAAUCCACUGCGUGUCGAAGCUCCGCCGCGCCGGGAUCAAACUCCGGCAGAUCGACUACGAGAGCUUCCUCGUCGUAACGUUCCGCAGCGGCGUAUUGGAGAUGCCGAUGAUCACGAUCGACGAUUUCAUGACCUCGUUCCUCCUCAACUGUGUGGCCUUCGAACAGUGCCAUAGAUCCUGCACCAAACACUUCACCACCUACGCGACGCUUCUAGACUGCCUCGUCAACACCUACCGGGACGUCGAGUACCUCAGCGACAGGAACAUCAUCGAGAAUUGCUUCGGAAACGAUGGCGAAGUCGCGCGAUUCAUCAACAAUUUGGGGAGAGAUGUUGCUUUCGAUAUGGAUCUGUGCUAUUUGGCGGAUCUGUUCAACGAUGUUCAUAUGUAUUACAGGAAUUCUUGGCAUGUUCAAUGGGCGGGAUUCAAGUACACUUACUUUGAUACUCCAUGGUCCUUCAUAUCGGCAUUGGCGGCUCUUAUUUUGCUGCUUCUCACCGUUGCACAGACUAUUUACACGGUUUAUGGAUUUUAUAACGACAAAAAGAAAUAGAAAUUGUGCA
Molecule: messenger RNA, 1507 nt
Organism: Morus notabilis
Lineage: Eukaryota; Viridiplantae; Streptophyta; Magnoliopsida; Rosales; Moraceae
Product: UPF0481 protein At3g47200
Exons: 1
Coding region: 115-1497 (460 amino acids)
Source: RefSeq, a predicted model, not a curated record